CAAAUCAACUCUCUCUGACAUUUGGGCUACAGAGCGAAGGCUCUCUGUUUAGUUUUUCAUUCAUCUCACCGUCUUUUCUCUUCAUCCCUUGUUAAUCACUGGCUGCAUCCCAAGUAGGGCAUCUUUACUAAAUUCCUUUCUCCUCAUCCCUUGUUCUCUCUUUCAUGCGGUGUUUGUCUCUCAUGGACUUGAAAGGCAGCAUAAUAGAUUAAGACAUGCUGCAGUCACGAAUGCUGCAGGGAGAAGAAGCUGCUGCAGUGUGUGUUUGGCUUUGUGUGUGUUGGCCGUGACUGUCUUUGUCUCUGGCAGGAGCCUCUUAAAGGGACACCCUGCCUGCGUUGGUCUGUUGGCGGCUGGUAAACCUGCAGUGGCUCAGAAUAACUGCAGCUUCCACGCUUUCCUUCUCUCCUCCCUCCUUUCAUCCUCUGCUUUCUUUAACACAAUUCUAUUUGUCGCUUUCUCUUGACACAUCUUUUUCAUCGACUGAUCCUCUCUUCCCCCCUCCCCUCUUUCACCGUCUCUCUCUCUCUCUCUAUCUCCCUCACCUGGUAUUGGUCUGGUAAUCUGUGGAGUAAUGCGGUGUCGUGGACUAAAGCCAUGAGUCAGUUGGGGGGGGGAGUGGUUGAGUCAUCAGUGUUGCAUUUAGACUAGAGGACAGACAGUCAGUCGGUAGGGAUCUCCUUUGCGACGCGUUUCAAAACGGGAGGGAAACACACUGGCCGUGCGGGUUCGGGGGCUCUCAACAUGGCUGCGGCCUUUCAAGACUUCCAGAGGAGCGAGUCGGACCGGCUAAACGAGGUGAAGGGUCAUCUAGAGAUUGCCUUACUGGAGAAACACUUCCUACAAGAGGAGUUGAGGAAGCUACGAGAGGAAACAAACGUGGAGAAGAUAAAGGAAGAGCUGGAGAGAGAGAGAGGGAAGAGGCUCGACCUCGAACUGAGGAUGAACGAGGUGCUAAAAUCCAGGUUGGAAGACUCGCCGCCACAGCUUGCCCGUAAACCCCCGUCUCCAACGCCUGCUGCCAAUGGCAAAGACACAGAUAAAGAGAAGCCGCCGCAGGGGGAGACCCUGUACUUGCGGGCGUGGAGGUGGCUCUAUGACAGGGUGGGGGUCUACAUAGAAGACUUCCGUUUCGUCCCGGAGGAGAACACUGUGGAGGCUGAGGAACCACUAAGCGCUAAAAGGCUAACAGAGAACAUGAGGCGCCUCAAGCGAGGAGCCAGACCUGUCACUAACUUCAUGAGGAACCUCUCAGCCUUAUCCAACUGGCACUCAGUGUACACCUCAGCUAUUUCCUUCAUAAUCUACAUGAAUGCUGCGUGGCAUGGCUGGGCCAUCCCCAUGUUCCUCUUCUUGGCCAUCCUGAGGCUCUCCUUGAAUUACCUCAUUGCUAAAGGUUGGAGGAUUCAGUGGAGCAUUGUGCCGGAUAUUACGGAUCCUAUAGAACCGUCAAAGGAUGAUUUAACUGUGUCUGAAAAGUUCCAGUUAGUGCUUGAUGUUGCACAAAAAGCACAGAACCUUUUUGGUAAGAUGGCGGAUGUUUUGGAGAAAAUAAAGAACCUAUUCAUGUGGGUGCAGCCUGAGAUCACUCAGAAGCUCUACAUCAGCCUGUGGGUUACCUUUCUCUCCUCCUGCAUACUGCCCUAUAAACUCGUGGGCUUCAUGAUUGGGCUGUAUGCAGGGAUCAAGUUCUUCAUCAUAGACUUCUUGUUUAAGAGCUGUCCCAAGCUGAGGGACAAAUAUGACACACCUCACAUCGACUGGAACAACCUACCAACUGAUCCACAGUUGAAGGAGAGGACCAACGCGACAAUGUCUCGACGGCUGUCUGGGUCUGAGAAGAUUCAGCCUGUGGUGGCUAGAGGUAGCCUAGCAACCGUCCCGUGCGGUGUAAACCUGGAUGCUGACAGCGCCAGGAUUCAUAGCACCAAGAAGGGAGCCUUUCAUGAGAUCUUCAACGUCUCAGAGAAUGAGCGCCCUCUACCAGUGUGUGAGAAUGGGUGGAGGUGCUGCCUCAUCAACAGAGACCGGAAGAUGCCAACGGACUACAUACGAAACGGCAUGCUCUAUGUUACAGAGAAUUAUCUGUGCUUCGAGAGCUCCAGUUCCAAAUCGGUCUCCUCCAAGAAGAAUAAGGUCAUUAAGCUGGUGGACAUCACAGAUAUCCAGAAGUACAAAGUGCUGUCUGUCUUACCUGGGUCAGGAAUGGGAAUCUCCAUAGCCACUCCCUCCACACAGAAGCCUCUGGUGUUUGGUGCCAUGAUCCAUCGAGACGAGGCCUUCGAGGCGAUCUUCACCCAGUACAUGAAGAUCACAACCACCUCCAGACAACCCUUGGGCAGCCCUGAGCUGUAGCCCUGAACUGUAGCCCUGCUAUCCCCAUGGAAAGAGGCCUGGGCUGGGGUCAGGGCUGGUCCACCUACCCCUGAACCCUCCCUGGCUGGAGAAAAGACAAUUGGGGGAAGUGAUGGGACACACCUCUUCUCCUCCCUCUCUUAUUUACAGUGACUGGACAAUCUUCUUAUGACUGAGAGCUGUCUGGUGCGCGCGCCCGUCUGUCUGGUGCGCGCGCCCGUCUGUGUGGAGGUGAGGUGGGAGUUAUAGUCCAAUAGGGAUGGUGAACACAUUCCAACACUGUCAGAAGGAGGAUGGGGGGGUGGUGAAGUAGAGGGGGUGGGGGAGUCAUUAUUUUUAACACAGACAUCUCAUCAUAGGAGAAGGAGCUGGCUCUCCUGCCUGCCUGCCUGACUGCCAGCUUUCAUUCGCUUCAGAGAGACGUGUGUGUGUGUGUGUGUGUGUGUGUGUGUGUGUGUGUGUGUGUGUGUGUGUGUGAGCUGCCAAGACAUCGUGCGUCUCUACUCACCUGUCUUCUCUCUUUCUCGUGAAGUCUGAGUCAGUGUAACCGUUACUGCUGGUCUUGCACGGAACCGUACAGACAGUACGCUGUACGGUAGCUAGAUGUUUGUGUAGAAAACAAAAAGCUGUUAACAUCGGAACAACGUUCAACAUGACAAGAAGCCUUUUCCAUCAGUUUACAUCAUUGCUAUAGAUUUUCCUUGGAGACACUCACGCACAUUUCAGCAACAAACCGUUUGCGUUCAGAUGUCUUUUUGCAUACGACAUAUGUGUGUUAUACUUUCAACACUCCCUACUGUACUGUGUGUCACAUACGGUAGUGGGGACCUUGGCGCUGAUGUUCAUUGUGAAGUGUUUUCAAAUGCCUUUCUUUUGAAUUCCGCUUAUUUUUGUAAUAACCAAUGGAAUGAUGAAGAACUGGACUUAGUUAAAGCAGGUCCUGGAUCUGUGGAUUGUGUUCUAAAACUAAAGCACACUCCCUGUUAGUCAGAACAGACCUAAACCCUGAAUAAUGUGUCGAAACUGAAGGUACAUAGUUUAAAUGUAACAUAGCUGGUUCAGUGAACUACACUUUUGUGCUGAGUAACCCUGAGGCCUAAAGAUGAGUAAAUGCCUUGACUUUAGCCCAGUAGGCUAACACACUCUUAAGGUGCGCACUGUAGGUCACAUAAACAUACUAAUGAUUUUGCAGUGUAUCAAGGCCCAGUACCUGUUACUUCAGUAUUUAGUGACAUGUUAUGGUAUAGUAAUACUAUGGUAAUACCACUAAUACCAACCUGUAGUAUUAACACUGGAGUGGUCAGAUGUGUACAAUGUGCUGUCCUGUUCAGAAGUAAUUUAACUUGGUUAACUUGACUAGUAACUAGUUAAUUCGUCCAGGAGUUCUCAGUAUUUCAAUGCAAAUCGAGGCAGUCAACUGGCCUGGUUCUGGAGUAUUCAUUCACAGCAGGAUGAAGAACAAGUUUGACCUGAAUAUUUCAAUGUCACUUUAUUAUUGUCACCGUUGUGGAAUUAAAAGCUGGUCUUUUAUUUCUCAGAUAGGUUUGAUAUGUAGAAUUGUAAUGGAAUGCCAAACCAAGUGGAUGUGGACACCUUCUGUGUUUUGUAAAAUGGCUGGAAGAGUUAUUGUGGACAUCUGGGCAUAUUUCUGGUCUAUCGUUUGCUUCAAAUGAGAGAGUAGAUUAUACUAUGCUCUCAGAUCCUUUUUGCCUCAGCACAACAAGCUAGUCCCCUAAAAAGCAUUCAUCUUCCCACACUGUUAACAAGCCCGUAUAAACUGUGUCAGUUGUUGUCUUAUGACUGGAUAUGAAAUGUAAUUUCUAUAGAUUGUCUAUUGUCUAAGGAACUCAUGCUGUUAGUGUGUUGAUUGAAUGAUUGUCUGACUUUACGUUAGUGUAGUCUUAAUGCUUACCUGAAGCCUUUCUUAGUCGAGUAGUACCAACUAACUUUGAAAUCUGCAAUCAGGGUCUGUCCUAAAAGAAGCACACAGAAUGUAUUGUGUUACUGCUGUAAACUCCUAGUUUAUUUUUUGUUGUUGCCAAAACGUUAUUUUUUCUUUCUUUUACUGCCGCCAUGCUCUGCCUACACCUACAUGUUUACUGAAGGUUGGGUUAAAAACCUGAAUUAAUUUCUUGUUUUUCAUUUGUUUGGAAUGCCGGUUUGAGCUCCUUGCCACAGGUGGAGUUAUGAAGACUGGACAGAUAUCUUCCUCUUGCGUUUUGAAUUACUGUGUAACUGUCAGCUUUUUAAAUCCGCUCAGACUGGUCUCAGGACAACCUCUGCUGCUCACAUUCAUCCCAAUAGCAAACGUAACCCUGAUCUGUUUAUAAUACUUUAAUAGCUAAAGCUAAAGUUUAGCUCUUGUGUUGUUUGUUGUCAUAGCAUAUACUGUACAUGUACUGAGUAGCAUGGUAAUGAAAGUCCGAGGAGUUGGAUCAAGCAUAUAGUGACAGACCUGGGACCAGGCUAACAGUAGGCAGACGGUGACAUCAGAGAACAUUCUAGUCAGAUUAUAUUCACACUGCAAAAAAAUGUCAGUGAUCGUUCAUAGGUAGUGCUGUGCGGUACAUGGUACAAUCAUGAUGUUUUAGCUGUUUUUGGAUCACUCACAGGCCUUCCUUACAGACAGCAGAGGUCAUCAUGGUGACUCGGAGAGCUGCUGUUCACUGGUUUCUACUGGUCUCCUUCUGUGUGUCUCGUUGUGUUAACCAAGUAUUAAUUCUAACUAAAUGUAAACGUUAGUCAAUUACUUCAUGAUAUUCCCAUACAGUAUAUCACUGCAAAGUUCAAUAUACUGCAAUCAUCUGACAGUUGUGGGUAAUUAUGUCAUCUGUGUGUCCGAGGACUAAAAUGACGAAAGAGGAAUUUAUAUACAAUAACGUAAUCCUUUGCGUUUUUAAAGAAGACAAUGUCUAUUGUAAAAUAUGUGAUGUACAUUUUUUUAUUUAAAUAAAAUGAAUUAAGUAUU
Molecule: messenger RNA, 5323 nt
Organism: Salmo salar (Atlantic salmon)
Lineage: Eukaryota; Metazoa; Chordata; Actinopteri; Salmoniformes; Salmonidae
Gene: gramd4a
Product: GRAM domain containing 4a
Biological process (GO): apoptotic process; negative regulation of toll-like receptor 9 signaling pathway
Source: RefSeq, a predicted model, not a curated record